Messenger RNA from Pestalotiopsis fici W106-1, 825 nucleotides. RefSeq lists its product as uncharacterized. NCBI's taxonomy places the organism in Eukaryota, Fungi, Ascomycota, Sordariomycetes, Amphisphaeriales, Sporocadaceae. The record is from RefSeq and is a predicted model, not a curated record. The transcript has 2 exons. The coding region runs from base 1 to 825 and encodes 274 amino acids. Gene Ontology annotation, molecular function: oxidoreductase activity.
AUGAGCGUCAACGAAGUGCGAUCGGCGCUGCUGCCAGCUCAGAGCCAUAGUCAGAGACUAAUUGGAAAAGUUGUAUUGAUCACUGGCGCAGGUGGCUCCAUUGGUCUGGCCACGGCGUCUCGACUCUUACAAGAGGGUGCCAGCCUGAGCCUGGUGGACAUCAGCUCCGAAGCUCUGGAAUCGGCCAAAUCCAAGCUUCAGCCCUUGGUUGCACCUGAUGAUCUGCUGGACUCGAGAAUUUUGACAAUCUGUGCCGAUAUCACGAAGGAGAAGGAGGUUGAGGAUUUCACAAAAUUGACGGUGGACAAAUUUGGCCGUUUCGAUUGUGCAUUUUUAAAUGCAGGGAUCAGUUACUCGUCCACGAGUAUCUUUGAUACCACCGUGGAGAGCUAUGACAAAAUCAUGGAGGUGAACGUCAAGUCAGCGUUUCUUGGCAUCAAACACAGCGGUAAAGCCAUGAGAGAUCUUGGAAAUGGAGGAAGUAUUAUUCUGACUUCCUCCAUUGCCGGGCUAAGAGGAACGCCAGGUCUCAUCCUCUAUUCAGGGUCCAAGUUUGCCCUACGCGGGUUAGCACUGACAGCUGCGUCUGAAUUGGGCCAGCACGGUAUUCGGGUCAAUACGAUACAUCCUAGUGGAGUAGAUACCCCCAUGUUCCGAGCGACUUGGAGUGAGGAGAAGUUGGAGGAACUCCGCCGGAAUAUGCCGUUGGGCAGAUUUGCAGAGGUGGAUGAUAUCUCCGGGGUUGUUGCCUUCCUGGCGAGUAAUGACUCCAAAUUCAUGACAGGCGGUUUCUUGAAAAUUGAUGGUGGCUGCGUUAGUUUCUAA